This is a messenger RNA of Parus major (Great Tit), 695 nucleotides long. It is a transcript of the gene RPL17, whose product is annotated as ribosomal protein L17. The record is from RefSeq and is a predicted model, not a curated record. Gene Ontology annotation, molecular function: structural constituent of ribosome. The transcript is spliced from 7 exons. Gene Ontology annotation, cellular component: ribosome; cytosolic large ribosomal subunit. Bases 93 to 647 code for a protein of 184 amino acids. Gene Ontology annotation, biological process: cytoplasmic translation. NCBI's taxonomy places the organism in Eukaryota, Metazoa, Chordata, Aves, Passeriformes, Paridae.
CCGUCCGAAAACUCGCGAGACGCGCGCGCGCUCAGGGCGCGCCCCGCCCUUCCCCUUCCUCUGCGGCCGGCGCUCUGAGCUAAGCUCUCAAGAUGGUGCGCUACUCCCUGGAUCCGGAGAACCCCACGAAAUCAUGCAAGUCACGGGGGUCUAACCUGCGUGUGCACUUCAAGAACACCCGAGAGACCGCGCAGGCCAUCAAGGGCAUGCACAUUCGCAAGGCCACCAAGUACCUGAAGGAUGUCACCCUGAAGAAGCAGUGUGUCCCCUUCCGGCGCUACAAUGGCGGUGUCGGGAGGUGUGCCCAGGCCAAGCAGUGGGGCUGGACACAGGGUCGCUGGCCCAAGAAGAGCGCAGAGUUCUUGCUGCACAUGCUGAAGAAUGCGGAGAGCAACGCUGAGCUCAAGGGUCUCGAUGUGGACUCCCUGGUCAUUGAGCACAUCCAGGUGAACAAGGCUCCCAAGAUGCGGCGGCGCACGUACCGGGCACAUGGCAGGAUCAACCCCUACAUGAGCUCCCCGUGCCACAUCGAGAUGAUCCUCACGGAGAAGGAGCAGAUCGUGCCCAAGCCAGAGGAGGAAGUUGCCCAGAAGAAGAAGAUCUCCCAGAAGAAGCUGAAGAAGCAAAAGCUAAUGGCUCGGGAGUAAAUCUGCAUGGACAGAUGUACAUAAAUAAAACUUUAAAGUUUGGAUUGA